AGCCUUCCUGAAAGGAAUACGGCUGCAAGACGUGCUAGCAGCGCUGUGUCUGCACCCCCACCCCCUCGCAUGGCGCUCGGAGCGAAGCGCCUCAGGAGCGGCCAUGGGCUGUAACUCGCACAGCCCCGCCCGGCCUCGGAGCGCAGCCCGGCUCGCCCUCCCCUGACGCAGGGCUCUCCCCGCCCCCCGCUGCGCCCUGUCACCGCCUCACAGCGCGACCGGGGCGGCUGCGGAACGCGGUCUUUGCAAUGAGUUACCCGGGCUAUCCCCCAGCAGGUGGAUAUCCACCAGCACCCCCAGGUGGCAGUCCUUGGGGUGGUGCUGCCUAUCCACCUUCAAAUCCACCUUCAAAUCCACCUCCAAUUGGUCUAGAAAAUGUGGCUGGCUACGCUAAUCAGUUCAACCCAAACUACAUGGCUGGAAUGGCAUCCAAUAUGGCAGGGACAUUUGGAGGGUCAAAUGUACCACAAGGCAUAUACCCUUCAGCACCUGGGGGUUAUCCACCAGUACCUCCAGGUGGCUUUGGACAGCCUCCGUCAGGACAGCAGCCCUCUUACGGGGGGUAUCCUCCAUCUGGAGGAAAUGCACCAGGAUACCCAGGUGGCCCUGCGCUGGGCCAGCCCACCAUGCCUCCUGGUCAGCAGCCUAUGGGGUUUCCAGGACAACCACCAGCACCUUACCCGGGGCAGCAGCCCAUGCCAAGUUAUCCACCAGGCCCAGCUGUGAAUCCAUCUAUGCCCUCUUAUCCAGGACCUACAGGGCCUACAGUCUCUCCUGGAGCAUAUGGAAACAGAGGCACAAUCACUGAUGCACCAGGAUUUGACCCUCUGAAGGAUGCAGAGGUCUUGAGGAAGGCCAUGAAGGGAUUCGGAACCGAUGAACAAGCUAUUAUAGAUUGUCUUGGAAGCCGUUCAAACAAGCAGCGACAGCAGAUCAUGCUCUCCUUCAAAACAGCUUAUGGAAAGGAUUUGAUCAAGGAUCUCAAGUCUGAGCUAUCGGGUAACUUUGAGAAGACCAUCUUAGCAAUGAUGAAGACACCCGUCAUGUUUGAUGCUUAUGAAAUCAAGGAAGCUGUAAAGGGCGUUGGCACGGAUGAAAACUGUCUCAUUGAAAUCUUAGCUUCUCGAAGUAACGAGCAUAUUCAGGAGCUCAACAGGGUCUAUAAAGCAGAAUUUAAGAAGACUCUGGAGGAAGCAAUCAAAAGUGACACAUCUGGACAUUUUCAGAGGCUUUUAGUUUCACUUAGUCAGGGAAACAGAGAUGAAAGUACAAAUGUUGACAUGUCUCUUGUCCAAAAAGAUGUGCAGGAGCUUUAUGCAGCUGGUGAGAAUCGUCUAGGAACUGAUGAAUCCAAAUUCAACGCCAUUCUCUGUGCGAGAAGCAGGGCCCACCUCAGAGCAGUUUUCAGUGAGUACCAGAGGAUGUGUAACCGGGAUAUAGAGAAAAGCAUCUGUCGUGAAAUGUCUGGAGACCUGGAGAAAGGCAUGCUGGCAGUAGUUAAAUGCCUCAAGAACACACCAGCAUUCUUUGCAGAGAGGCUGAGGAAUGCUAUGAAGGGAGCAGGAACAAAAGACAGAACUCUGAUUCGAAUCAUGGUGUCCCGCAGUGAGGUUGACCUUCUGGACAUACGUGCAGAAUACAAGCGGAUGUAUGGCAAAUCCCUCUAUGCAGAUAUCACUGGGGAUACUUCAGGAGACUACCGGAAAAUCCUACUCAAGUUGUGUGGUGGAAAUGACUAAAUGGAACACGGAGCUUUCAUUUAACCAAAAAAAAAAAGGGGGGGGGGGAAGGGGAGGAGGGAAGGCAGCUGCUAUUUUCAUGGUUUUGCUUAAAAGCAUCUUUUUUUUACCCAAAAGUAAAUAUGUUAUGAGCUAUCUUUCUUAAAGCAAUUUGCUAGAUUAAAAAAGAAAGCAAAAAAGAAACCCAAACACAUGCACACAAAAUAUCAAGCUUAUGUACCAUCUGCUUAUAGGAUUCUUUAUGUUACCCUCUAUAAUCCAAGAAUGAGGGGUUAUUUUUUAGCUUGUUUUAUUUGUCUGAAAUAAUUGUAUUUGUGAAGUGACAGUCGCGGCUGUAUGGUUAAAGGCUUUAUUUUGUACAAAUAUCACGUGCCACUUUAUUGCCAGUUUUAUAUGUAUUGUAAGCAGAGGUGCUUUUAUACCUGAACCUCGCCUUUUUGUGUCCAACUGAGACUGUUUUUAGAGAGGUUUUGUUGAGUUCUAUUUUCAUGACUUGGCUGUAUGUUUCAAAGAAAGUUGUGUUCUGUGUUGCUUUUAUCAGCAGGGCAGCUGCUGUCACAGGGCAGUAAUGAUGUUGAUAUGGGUAGAACUUCAGUAGUUCAUGUCUUCAAGGUUUUGGUUUGUGCCUUAGAUAUUGAAAUAUAUCUGGGAAGAGAUAAUAAAAUUAAAGCUGUCUGUCUUCUAA
Molecule: messenger RNA, 2424 nt
Organism: Coturnix japonica (Japanese quail)
Lineage: Eukaryota; Metazoa; Chordata; Aves; Galliformes; Phasianidae
Gene: ANXA11
Product: annexin A11
Biological process (GO): phagocytosis; cytokinetic process
Cellular component (GO): plasma membrane; cytoplasm; vesicle membrane
Molecular function (GO): phosphatidylserine binding; calcium-dependent phospholipid binding; calcium ion binding
Source: RefSeq, a predicted model, not a curated record